Molecule: messenger RNA, 7597 nt
Organism: Eufriesea mexicana
Lineage: Eukaryota; Metazoa; Arthropoda; Insecta; Hymenoptera; Apidae
Gene: bbg
Product: PDZ domain-containing protein big bang
Exons: 11
Coding region: 149-7396 (2415 amino acids)
Molecular function (GO): protein binding
Source: RefSeq, a predicted model, not a curated record
AUUUCACCGCGUAUCGGGCUCCGGGCAGCCUGGUAACAAGUCCCAGCGACCUGCGUCCGAGGGAUCACGUGGUCAGGGGACUGCCGGUGCGAGCACGAGCCAGGGACGAUUCGCUUCUUUCCCGGCGAUGAAAACGAGUGGCGAAUGAAUGGGAGUGGCCAGCAUUCCGGACUGUAAAGAUCAGCGGGCUUGCGAUGAAUGGAACGCUUUAAGAACGAUCCGGAAAAUGGAUGUCGCCAAGAGUGCAACGGAGGAUUUCGUGACGGUGGUGAGCGUGGAGAGCCAGCCACCGCCGGAGAAUUUCGUCACGGUGCUGUCAAUCGGCAGCGGGAAGAAAGAGGAUGAACCGGCUCCCCCCUUGGUCACCUUGCUCAAGAGCAAUGGCAUCGACGGGCCACUGGAGGAGGAGGUGGAGGUCUACCGGCUGCCCGGGGAGCGACUGGGGUUCGGGUUGAAGUUCGAGGGUGGAAACAAGACGUCCGAGAGGGUGAGGAGGCUGUUCGUUCAGAGCUGCGCGGAGCAGAGCCCCGCGAGCCGGGCCAAGUGCUCGUGGGGCACGCUGGGCGAGGGCGACGAGGUACUCUCGAUAGACGGUGUACCAGUGACACACAUGACUCGACUGGAUUGCGUGAGGCGGCUGAAGGAGUCGCAGCUGGUUAUCAAGCUAAUGGUUAGGUGCAGAGGAGCGCUGAGGCCCGAAGUCGUGAGCGCAGAGAAAAAGAGUUCGCCGGAGAAAAACAAAGUGCCGCCCGAAUUGCCUUCGGCGCCACCGCCCGUGCCGCCGCGGAAGCUCAGGCAAGCCCGAGGUCUGGCCGACGGCGAGGCGAAUCCGAGUCCUGUGAAGAAGUCCUGGAACGGAUCCAGGUCGCAGAGUAGCUCGCAGACCAGCUCGCAGACCAGCACGCAGAACAAUUCUCAAAAUGCCUCCCCGAGCUCGCAGCCCGCCAGUCAGAUCGACAACAGCAAGUCGACCUCCUUCGAGAGCUGCGAGUCCUCGCCGAAGAGUGCCAACGGAUCCGUUCAAGACAGUCCCAAGGGAUCGCCGAAGGAACGAUCGCCGGAGCUCGCGAAAUCCAAGCAGGAACCUCCGGAAGCGAUGGUGUACGUGGACGCAAGAUCGCAGUGCGGAUCGACGCACGGAAGCACGUCCGACGACACUGGAAGCUCCAUGUCCACGGUGAUCGACCGAUUCUCCACCUCCGACCGAGUAUCCACCAUUUCGACCGCCUCCACCGCGUCCACCACGUCCGAGCAACCCAACGAAUUUUCGCGAAUCGACCAAGAUUUCGACCGAUCGUCCGACCGCGACUCGCAACUCUCCAAAGCCAUCUGUUCCUUCGACAACUUGGACGAUUAUCCGUCGAACCCGCCCGAUUACCUGCUUCGUCGCCUAGCCAGCUCGGAGGCGGUAACCCACGUGGAAUCCCGAGGCGAAGUGGAGAAGAUCACCGCGGUGGUGGCACCGAACACGGUGCUGAUCGAGGAAACGAUCACCUUUCAGCCGCCGUUGAGCUUCCAGGACGCGCCGCUGAGCUACGGCCACGAAGCCAGGCCUGACCUUUUUUACACGGCCGAUCUGGCCGCCGACUCGACCACGCAUUUCAGGCCAAUUAAGGACGACGUCGAGCUCGUCGAGCGCGUGAACAGCAUCCACGAGGAAUUCCACGCGGCGAGCUCCUUGCCGGAGCCUGAGAAGCACAAGGAAACGUCCGGUGGACGAGCCUCGGACAGGACGCCUCCGCCUCUGCCGGCGAGGAAUCACGUAAACAGGAUCAGCGUCAAUCAACCGGGCAACGAUCGCGCCGCAGACUCCCGUUCCCAGAAACUGUCCGAGCAAUCUAGCAUCGAGGCUUCCGACAGCCAAGAUGCACCUGUUCUACCGCCCAAGCCGCUGCCAAGGAGAGACGUGAAGAUCAGACGGAAGAGACCACCGCCGCCACCACCGCCACCCACGAUCGUGCCCCGGACCGAGGUCAAGCCCUCCGCGUUGCCCGAGUCCGGACAAACGAGUUUCGAGCACGAGUCCGUGGAACCCCAACGCCUGAGCGUCGACGUCGCCACCGGCAAGCUCGAGGACGCUGUCGCCAGCAUCCCCGUUCGCUCCAAGCUCGAGGACAGGUCAAAGACUCUGGACAGACGCGAUUCCGACGCGUGUUCGACGUCGUUCAAGAACGUCGGCGUCGAUGCGUGCGACUCGGAGAAGAAGAGGACCGAGGAAACCGACGACACCGAGUCUAUGGACAACUACGACUUCUUGGAGGACGACGGACACAGGACGAACAAGGUCUUGGAGAUCAUCGAGAUAAGGAAAGCGAAAGCGUUGCCCCCUCGCAGGACCAAUUCCAUCUUGCGCAGAGAUGUCGACGAGGAUACCGGGAAAGCCAAAUGCUCCACCGAGAGCGAACGGAGGAUUGACAGCGAGAGGAUCAAGGUUGUCAAUUCGGCCUGUGGGACCUAUCAACAGGAGAGACCCAAGCCUGAAAUGAGAAACGCGUUGACCAGUUCGACCGAGACGAGCAUCUCGGACGAAGAUGGCGAACAGGUGACAAAGUUCAACGAACCUAUAGACGAGUCGGACGAGAAAGGUUCCUCUGGAAGUGACAGUCUGGAAAGGUCCAGGGGAUGCGACUCGGUGUCCAAGAAGGACGAAUUCGGACGACGGGAGAGCGACGAGAGCGAGGAAUCCUAUCGGUCGUGCAACGACGUUAGCGUGCACAAUUUGACAGCUAGUCGCACUCGGAGCAGCAAGGAGAUGAUCGAGGAUGACGACACGAGCGAAGAGAGCGACGAUGGGGAUUAUUAUUGGCAGAGCAACUUGGCCACCAUAGGCGAGGAAGAGGAAACGAACUCUCUCGAAUACACGAACCCGAACAAAGAGACGAUGGAAGCGGAGGUGAGCGCGGCGGGAAAAGCGGAACGACAGGAAUCGCCGGGCAAGAAGGACACGUGCAAUGCAAAUGCGCGGAAUGACGAGGUAGACAACGCGACUCGAAGCGCCAACUUCCCCGAGGCCCCGGCUGAAAAUCUCCACGCAGAGACGGUAAAUGGUAGGAUGGACAACUGCGGAGGCGGUCAACGCCUGCCCCCGGACGGGGACGAGUUUCCAGCAGCCUACCAAGAGUUCGGUGGCAACAGCCAGCAGUACCGUUUCGUGACGACGAGCACCGCGACGGCGAGGACGUCGACGAUGAUAUCGAACGGUCGGCUCGUUUGCAACGAGAACGAUUCGUUCAUGGGUAACGAGGGCUUCAAGUUGCUCGAGGGCAACGUGGUCGCGGCCACUGGCAUCAUCCUGCCGGACAACGGCAGGAUCACCGGGCUGGCCAACGUGGAGAACGUCUGCCAGGAGGUGAGCAAGAUCGAACUACCGAGCAUCGAGAUAAACGGCAAGAUGAGCGUCGAGAACGUUUGUCAAGAUAUGAGCAACGCGCUGGCCCGCGAGGCCCGCGUGCCGGACGACCCAAAGCCGUACAUCUCGGACGACUUUGUUAAAAAGGCUUCGUCCGUGACCAACUACUCCAGCUACGGGAAUCAAGGUGACGGGAACGUUCUGGUAUCGGAGAAGAAGAUCGAGAUCACGGGAUACUAUCACAAAGACGCGCCGGUGAUCGAGGAGGCCCAGGACCAUGGCGAGAAGGACGCCUCGGACACGCCUCCACCGCUCCCACUCACGGGCCCACCCAAGUUGGAGAUCAUCGCCACCCCGACGUACGCGAGGAACUUGCCGAUCUUGGAGCCGACGCAGCGCAAGUUCUCGUUGAACGGAGAGCUAUGGAGGCAGGACGACAAGUCCGAGAGAUCCGUCAGGGAUAAAAUAGCCAUGUUCUCCUCGCAGAGCAGUUUGGACGGCCCGCUCUUUCCCAACUCCAUGGUGGUCGCGGCUGCCACCAACAACGGCCGCAGACUGUCCAAGUACAAGUCCACGGAGGACGUGUGCAGCGACGAGAAGAGCUGCGGACAGAAGGAGAGGACCUCCUUCUUCGCCGACAGAACCCAGAGUUCUUUCGACUUGACGGACUCGGGGAGAAACGUUAGUCAGGAUCCCGGGAAGAAGUACAAUAGGCAACGAUCACCUAGUGUAACGCAGAGUCCGUCCUUCACCUCGCCCAGCAUCUACGCUUCCAAGGUGUUCCCGAUCGUGCCACAGAAACCGAUCGCGUCCACCACGUCGUCGCUGAUAAACUCCUUCGAAACGUCCUCCGUACCUAAAUCCUCGGUCAAGAGUUACUCCUUGACAGCGUCGAGUCAAAAUUCACCGAGCGUCGCGAUAAAGCCUAUCGUGUCGUCGAUACUGUCUCGCGCAACGAGCUUCUGCGGUUCCACGCCCUACUGUCAGGAUCGAACCAUCGCGACCAGCGAACUAUCGAUACCCUCGCAAAUCACCAGGACCAACUCGUUAGCGUCCACGUUCAAGAGGCCCAACGAGGACAUCAGAAGGAACAGCUUGAAUCAACUGAUCGAACAGAGGAAGAGAUCGAUAUCGAAGCUCAGAGGAUUGGUCAUUCCCGAGAAGGAAACCAUACCUAUCGACACGCCCAUCGUCGAUCUACCGGAAAUCAAGUCGAGGGAUUCGAUAUUGCUGCACCAGAUAACCAAGGCGAACAUUCAGGACAAAUGGGGCUCGCAGAGUUCCCUGGCGAGCAACGCGAGCACAGCCAGCGUACCUCUGAAAGCCACCACUUCCUUCAAGAUGUCAACGCCACAGAUCAACGCCAAGUACUCGCCGGCUUUCAAGAGAAAGAGUCUCGCGGUGUACGGCACGUCGUCGACCAAUUCGCCCAUAAACAGCGGAAUAAAGAGUCCCUCGGUCACGUCGACCACCUCCUCUACGCCGACCUUCUCCGAACCCCCGAAAAGUUUGGAGAGUAUCUGCAGUCCGACGAGAAGCGACUACAGCUUCGAGUACGCGUCCACGGCUAGCUGCUCACCGGAGGGACUGCGCAGCAGACCGAAAACGAUGCAGAGAAAGACCAGGAUGGACUACGACGAUUCGGACAACGAUUCCGCGGUGAGCAGCUCGCAGAGCAGCAUCUCCCGAGGCUUCAGCCCACCCAUGUCGCCGGUCCCCUCGGAACGAUCCACGGUUUCGUCGGAGAGAUCCUACGUGUCGACCGAGGCCAACUAUCAACGGCGAUCUCUCAUCAUGGACAGCCCGACUAGAACCUACUCCAGGGAAUCGAGCAUGGAGUACGGUACCAGGUCGAACGUAAUGAGCGACAGAGCGUUCAUCUCCGAGAGAUCUUCAUCGAGCAGUAGCAGCUCGGGUCUCAGAUCUCCGACGGCAGAACCGAGUGCCAGGAGUUCGCAGAUACCUCAGAGGCAGCUGAAACGAUCCAACAGCACCGAUACCAAUUGCAGCACCUCCUCCACCCUCACUUCCGGUUCUCAGGCAAGCGCAGAGUCUCUGUCCAGGAGGGUAUUGAAACCGCAGAGCGUGGAGGCCAUCAAUCGCAAGAAUAUCCUGGCCAGCGCCAGAUGUCGCAGCGGCAGGGACCUGAAUGGAUCGCCGUUGAUCCAGAGGAAAUUUGCCGACGACGACAGCCGAUCGACGAUCGCUGAGAACGGCGAGGACCCGUACCAGAAGAAUCGCGUCAAGGACUCCGUGUCGAACGCCCAGGACGUGAAGAUCGCUUACAUCGAGGUGACAGACUCGUUCGGGGAAGACGACUCCUUCCAUAAGGAGCCCGAAGAGUCCAAGUUACCCGCGAAGAGAAGCGUAACGUCCUCGACCGUCAGGCCGUCGAAAUUCGAGGCGAUGGAACCAUCCAACGACUUGAAAAUGUGGGUUCGCACCGAGGCGAAAGCUCUGGUCAAGUCGGUCGAAGAGAAGACGGCCAACAAGAUGGAGAAGAAAUCGGCUGACGUCGAUGCUGCUUCCCUGGAGAGCAAUCUGAAGAAUAACAAGUCUGGUCUAAUGGAGGAGCAACAAAUCGGUUGCUCGAUCGAGCUGUCAUCGAGCAAUAGGCGAAAGCAAUCGAACGAAAACGAGUCUGAACUGUUGCGGAUCUCGAAGCAACGCUCUGCUCCAGCCAUACCUCCGAAAAAGUAUGCCGAGGAUCAGAACGAUCUUCUGACGAUCCUCACGACCAAGAGCAGAUCUAGAUCAGCGAUACACGUGGAUGCCGGAAGCUUCGGUCGGUCCAAGAGUCAGAUGAGCCUGGAAGAUAUCCUGAGCGCCAAGGCUGACUCGAAGAUAUCGCGAAUUCAGAACAACGAAACGAGAACGGAGAAGAACAGUGGUCUGUCUGGCAUGCAGAGCAGACCUCUGUGGGAGACCAGGGACAAUCGAUACGCGAGGAGGAGCUCGACGACGUUGAACGAGUACUGGAACGAGGAUAAGCCGUUCUCCAAGAUGGCGAGCUUGGGAAAGUCGAGGCUAGCCGAUAGCAGCGGGGACGAAAUGACGGAGACUGACAAGUCGAAAUCGUUGCUGUCCAAGAUUCCGACCACGAGGAAUCUUGGUCGAAGGAGCUCCAGUGUGACGGACAUGAAAAAGGCCCUGGAAGUGAACUGUUCCACCGGUUCACAUCAGUCGGUCGGAAUUGCUCAUAACCGGUUUCCCAGUCUAGACAGCAGCGUGGAUGAAAAUGUGUCCCCAGUUGGAACGGACGUGGACACGGACAGAUGUUGCAGCGAGCAAUUUGGGAGUAUCAGUUCAUUGGCCAGUAGUACCAGUUUGAUCUCGCAACAGGAACUGGCGCAAUUGGUGGAAGAGGCGAGUCUAGAAGAGACUCGAGGUGCUCACGACGUGAUCGUCGUGCUGCUUCACAAGGAGAAUCCUUCUGGUAGCGUUGGGAUCACUCUAGCCGGCGGAGCGGACUGCGAGAUCAAGGAAAUCAGCAUCCAUCGAGUAUUAGCCCAUUCUAUUGCCGACAAGGAUGGUCGUGUACAAAGAGGAGACAGAAUUCUGAGCAUAAACGGCAGGAGCACGCAAGGUCUGACACACAGGGAAAGCAUAGCGGUGCUGAAGCAACCAAGAUCGGAGGUUGUUUUGGUUGUCUCUCGAUCGAGGACGGAGGAGGGUUGUAAAUUGAAGUCACGGACAGCAAGCGUCGAAACUAUUAUCGAAGGAUUCGAGACGAACGACGUUGCCGAGGACACUGCGUGGGGUCCACCGUCCGUCGUAGCAGUUUACAAGGAUGGAACUGGUUUGGGAUUCAGCCUCGAAGGAGGCAGAGAUAGUCCCCUUGGAGACAGACCGUUGCUGAUCAAAAAGAUAUUUACCGGAGGUGCUGCUGAGAAAACAGGUGCCUUAAAGGCAGGGGACCAAUUAUUAGAAGUGAACGGAUACGAUGUGACACGCAUGUCAAGAAUCGAAGCGUGGUCCCUCAUGAAGAAACUACACGAUGGCGAAGUAAACCUCCUAGUCAGGCACCCUGCCAUCAAAUCAUCGUGAAUGAUAGUCAGUUAAACUAAACGUGUCCAACGAACCUGACGACGAUAUAAAUGCAAUAUUAUUAUCAUACAACGAACUUCGAAUGUGAGAAGUGCAAUGGCUCCAUAGCAUACAAUUUUCGUAUUGAAUUCGAACGAUGCAAUGCGUGUCGCUUCGACGAUCUCUUGAUAAUUAUAUUUCGUCUUCGAAAUUACAUUCUAU